UGGAUCACGUAGUGAGAAGAAUCUAUCAUGGUCAUUGGCACUAUCCACUAAUUUGACUUGUGUAGUUAUUUACACUGAAGCGAGUAUCGUGUGAUUGGGUAGGCUGUCUGACGUGCGUGUGUUGACGUUUCAUCAAAACAAAGCAGAGUCUGGCGUCUCGCCGAGCAUUUUACUACAGUAAUUCGUUGCGAAUGCGUCGUUUCUGGGCUUACGUUAACAAAAGUGUUAACUGUUUUGUACGUGCGUUACCAGUGGACAAGUGUUGUGGGCCGUAAUGUCGUCCACCGUAAAAUUCACUUCGGAUGAGAUUCUAGGCGAAUCAUGGGUGGAAUUGAAUCCUAUACCAGACAGGAUAACACCGUUACCAUUUAGUGCUGGCGGAGAGGAGUAUCUACGACUUCUUCGAGAAGCGCAAAGGGAUUCCUUACCUUCGUCCGCGAAGCAUUCUCUAGCCUCUUCUCGUCGAGGCACACCAAGAGAUAGUCCGAAGAGCCCGCCAAACAGUCCCAACACGGAACUCUCGACCGAAGAUGAACUCAAAGGAGUCUACAUAAAUUACUGUUGCAACAAGGAAAAUGAACUUUUGGAGAAAAAUACCGAUUGGAUCUAUGAAUGGAGUUCGCGACCAGACCAGGCACCGCCAAAAGACUGGAAAUUCAAACAUCCUCAGGGAAUGAACAAGAAGAAAUCUUAUAGCAUUCGUACUACGAAAGUGGGCAAGAUCGGUUUGUUUUCCAAAGAGGUUCUUUACACGCUGUUCAUUACGAAUAUUUUGUCCGUGUUGGUUGGAGCGGGCUUAGGAGUCUGGUUGACCAGGCGAGGAUCGAUAACGUCCAGCAUAACUAUCGAGUGAAGAAAAGAAAAACGAAAUAACCACGUACACGAAAGUCAGGAUUGUCGCGCUAGAAUUUGCAAGAAAAUGGAAUAAAAGGGUCGGUUUAAUCGAACUGCAAGAAAGACUGAAGAGAGCCAAGAGGGUUGAUCGAGCCUAACAGACACGCAACACCAUAUUUCGAUUACCCCGAUUUAAUUAUUAGCACUUUAUAUCUUAAUCUUCUUCCCUGCCUGAAAACUUAGCGGUGUACUUAUUGAACGCCGUAUUAAUAAUGUAAGUCGUAUUUGCAGUUAUAUGCUUAGGCAAAAAAAAUGCUUUAAAAAAAAGGCAAGAAAAAUAAUGGAAAAAAUAAUAUGAUAUAUAUAUUAUAUAUAUCUAGCGUUAUUGUGGAAACAAAAAUAUGUCCAUUUUAUACCAUUUCUAAUGCGUUUCUAUCUGCGGUAAUCCGUAGGGUAUAGCUUGGAUAGUAUUUAUCUAUAAUUAUUACUCGUUACUUGAGAAAGCAAAACGAUUUGAGAGAGGUUAAAGAAUGUUCAUUAUGUAAGAAAGUAUAUGCGUUCGCGUUUGAUAAAUAAAGAGGAAGAAGGAUUGCAUUUACUUGAAAAAGAAAGGAAUAUAUAUAUACAUACAUAUAUAUAUAUAUAUAUAUAUAAACAUACACAACAUACAUAUGAAUAUCGCGAUUUAAAUCGUGAUAAUUCCUAUUACAUUGAAAUCAAAGAUCAAUGUUGGUACAAGUCUGAAAGCGCGUUUUUUGCGAGAGAAAGUUUGAUAUCGCGUAGGAAACGGGAACGAUGUUAUGUAUUUAGUUAACGCAAUGUCUGAUUACGUUCUUUAAUCGAAUUUUAAUGAAAUACAUGAAACGUUUCGAUAACGUA
Megachile rotundata (alfalfa leafcutting bee) is the source of this 1713-nucleotide messenger RNA. It is a transcript of the gene BNIP3, whose product is annotated as BCL2 interacting protein 3. Lineage: Eukaryota; Metazoa; Arthropoda; Insecta; Hymenoptera; Megachilidae. Gene Ontology annotation, cellular component: nucleus; mitochondrial envelope; mitochondrial outer membrane. Gene Ontology annotation, biological process: positive regulation of apoptotic process; mitochondrial outer membrane permeabilization. The record is from RefSeq and is a predicted model, not a curated record.